AUGAGUAAUCAUCAUCAUCCAACAACUAGAAGUUCAACCAAUCUAUCAAAUAAUUUAAAUGAAACAAUGAAGAAAACUCCGUCACCCCGUCGUCAAACGACACGUUCAACAUCUAAUCUAAAUAAAGAAAUCUCAUCUUCCAUAAACUCGAAUAAUGAACAAUGUAUACAAGUGGUCAAACCGGUUGCCGUACGUCCACCAUCAUCAGAUUCGACUCAAAGUUCAUAUAAUCUAAGAUCACGAACUAAAUUAAAGAAUUCCAGUUCAAACAAUAUCGAAGUCAUCCCGUCAUUCACAGAAAAACUUUCAUUAGACACACCAAGUAUUCAACAGAAACCGGUGCCACCAUUGACUCGUGCUGCUGCCGCAUCGGCNAUUGUUUCUCGUUAA
Molecule: messenger RNA, 390 nt
Organism: Adineta ricciae
Lineage: Eukaryota; Metazoa; Rotifera; Eurotatoria; Adinetida; Adinetidae
Source: the annotation of a GenBank genome assembly